Molecule: messenger RNA, 5910 nt
Organism: Topomyia yanbarensis
Lineage: Eukaryota; Metazoa; Arthropoda; Insecta; Diptera; Culicidae
Gene: Usp2
Product: ubiquitin carboxyl-terminal hydrolase Usp2
Exons: 9
Coding region: 659-4225 (1188 amino acids)
Biological process (GO): protein deubiquitination
Cellular component (GO): cytoplasm
Molecular function (GO): cysteine-type deubiquitinase activity
Source: RefSeq, a predicted model, not a curated record
CCUUUCGACAGUCGUCUCCCGUGCUCCGAUCCGGUCACUACACACGUCGACGCCUGAUUCGCGACGGUCAGUCUUUUCUAGCACCAGAAAAGGAAUUCGGCGGUGAUCCUCCCACGGACCGUGCCGACUAGCACACGCACGGCUACCAAGGCCGAAAUAGAGACAAAAGAGAUGCAGUGCUGAAAUUGCGAACGUAAUAGAAUAGGAAGAAAGCUUUGGAAUUUUCAUCUUCGGACAACGAAAAAAAGAAAGAAAGAACGAACAAUUUGCAAAUUCGCGUGAGCGAAUCGUACAUCGCCGUCGUUGUCGUCGAGUAGCCUGUGUUUGGUAACCAGCAAGUCGCCUUCCUCAGCGAGCUGUGUGAAUCACGAGAGUGAAAAAAAAACAGUCGACAUUUUUUUCAAGUUUAAAUUUUCACUUGCGGCUUGUGAUAGCAGCAGUGAGUGAAUCGAGCGGAACAGUGCGUGAUUAAAGAGGAGCUGAUAUAGCCACCGAUAUUUGAUUGGCCCUUCAAGGCCUACCUGCCAAAAGUGGAGCAGAAGCAGAUUUUUCACCCUCCACCAUUCCCUCGGCAGAGCAGCAGCUGUGUGUACUAUGAUCGUUCUAAAUUCAGACAGAAUUAUACUGCGCAACCCCAGGGAACUCGAAGCAGUCUAAUAUGCAUGUGAAAUCAGCAUAUUCGACUAGUGGCAGUAGUUACAUCUCUCCGUCAUCAUACCGCUACAGAUCCAGCCUAAGCGAUCGGACGAGUUACACCAAUAGUAGCACCACUAGCAGUAACAUCUAUCGGCGAAGUUUUCGCUAUGAUCUACCGUCUUCUUCGUCAGCAUAUUCAUCGUACCGAUCGGACCGUGCAGCAGAUACAGAUCUAUCGACCUCACUGUCAGCGCUUAGUACCAAAGAUUCGGCUGUAAGCUCUGGUAGCACACCAUCAACUACAGUUAACAGUAAAGACACCUUCAGCAGACCCAGUCGUUACUCGACAGCUUAUAGUUAUAGUUCAUCAAGUCAAGUACCCGCCAGAGAUUACAGCAGUUCACGCAUCACUUCACGUUCGUCGGAUACACGACCAAAAGAUCGGGACAAUAAUUAUCUGUGCACCGGUGGUGCUGGAUCUUCCUCCAGUUAUAUCUCAAAUCUACGAAGUACCGCUCUUAGCGGUGCCGAAAUUUACCAAAAGUAUAGCAUCUCGACCUACAAGCCAAACAGUUUUGAAUCUCGGAUUGCUGCUACCCGAACGCAACCGGAUACUUCAACGGCUGCGUUGGACGUUAGCAAGGUAAACAACACCGUUAAGGAUAGAAACAGUAACAUUGACGCUGGCGUCGUCGUCAGCAAUAACAAUAAACACACUAACACCAGUGAAGGCAUUCCCAGUGUUGCUAACACCCCUCAACUAGCAUCUAACUGUAAGCUCGCGUCAACUAACAAUACCAGCACUAAGUCAAACGCAGCAUGUUCACUCAACGUCCGUUCCGAGACGCCCGCUAAACGCAAUUGCAUUACUGGUACUACAGUUGUUACUACUACCACUACUACAAUUACUACCACUACCUCCUCUACAUCCGUGUUACUGUCAUCAUCGUCAUCAUCUUCGGUGCUGUACGAAUCGACGGCCGCUAGUCUUGAAACUGCCCGACUGCGCAAACCAGCUGCAGACCUCGCAAAGCUCAAAGCGUCAAGAACCGAAUUCGGCUAUCCGUUGAAUAAACUGCGAUCCGCCGGUAAACCUCCCAUACCGAGAACCGCAUUUACUAGCGGUAGCUCUAGCGAUCUGUCCUCUACUACCAACGGGCGCAAAGAGGUGCUGGGACUGUCGGCCUAUCGAAAUCAAAACUUCCUUAAAAACGAGUGCGAUCUGGUUAAACGCGAACUCAGUAAAAGUGCCACAGAACUUCCAUUCAAACAGGGGGGCUCUUACCAAACGGCCAUCAAGUCUAACGGAAUUGGUUCGGCAACAAGUCGCGUGGGUGCCAGCGUGGACGAUUCGAAGACGUCCAGCAGUAGCUACCAAACAAAACUGGAAGUUCCUAAAGUGAGACAGUUUUUACCACCAGUUCCCAAUUUCAAAUCUGGUCAGCCCAAAGAUCAUGAGGAUGAUGACAAAAAAAAUCACCAACAUCAAAACCACAUCCAGAUCACCACUACUACCACUAGUGACAGUUCACAAGUACCUAGCGCACGGCAGCCCACUACCAACAACUCUACCAGUAGUAGUACUUCAGGUGUGGAACUAAAACACAUCGACCAACGGCCGACGUUAUCAAACAUUCUUCAGUGUACUCAAAGAAAUGAAACUUCUCUUUUCAAACCAUUUCUAUCAUCUUCGAAAACCACGACACGGACAACGAUCACCACUUCUACAACUACAACAAUCACAGAGUCGCUAACAACUAUCUGUUCGUCACCACCAUCAUCAACCAGUAGCACAGCCUAUACUUAUUCUACCAAUUCUCGUUCCGCCAACGUCAACGCUAUGAAAUCGCUACACAUUACUUCCGAACUGGAGGAACCCGUUGCGCAGGCCACCAUCAAACUGCGAUCGUCACUGAACGGAACUAGCAAUGGCGGCACGGGUUAUGGUAGCCGCUGUAUAGCAACUGCUUCGGCUACCACGGACGACAUUGCUGAGUUCGAUUAUCACAACGUUACCGCUACGAUACGAAUUAAACCAAAGUCUAGUAUAAAUCACAGCACAAGUAGUAGUAGCAGUAGCAGCACCACCAGCAUAAACAACAUCAACAACAAUGCAAAUGAUGGUGAUUCGAAUAACAGCAGCAGCGACGAACAUGAAACUUCCAACGGAAUCGUUCGUAAUAAUAACAACUGUUUAGAUAACGGAGUCAACGACGGAGGCGGAGAGGACGUCGAUGAAGUGCCAUCGCCAGCAGCAACCGUAACCAUCAACUCAGCGGAUAAGGAACCGAAAGCGUUCGAUGAUGAUAAAAAAGUUUCUUAUCUACGUGCUGGCACAGCGUCCAAGAGCAUCCAUUCGACCAGUCCGGUCGGUUAUCGGAGCCGUGAGUGCGACUCUGGCCUGAGCAGUUACCGUUCCGGACUAGGUAUCGCAGCUCCAUCGUUAGCAGUACAAAAAUCCAGUUACAAUGAUCGAACGAACGGCGAGGAGUCUAGCGAAACUCUCGCUCGUGGUGGUAGCCGAAAGGAGGGUACGUUAUCUGUAGCGUCUACGCAAAGCAUUCAGUCUGACCAUGUGCCCCCUCACACAGGUCUCUGCGGUCUAUACAAUAUCGGCAACACCUGCUUUAUGAACUCUGUGAUACAGUGCCUAAGCCAUACCCGGGAGCUCACGAACUUCCUCCGGACGCAGUCGGCGGUCGAGCGAGGAACGGUCAAAGAUCACAAGAUUCUAGCCGAGUACAUCAAACUAAUCAAAGACAUGUGGAACGGGAUCAACCGUAGCGUGAACCCCUCGGAACUGAAGUACGCCUUCUCCAGCAAGCAUCGGAUGUACUCUGGAUCGGCACAGCAGGAUGCUCAGGAGUUUCUACGGUUCUUCAUCGAUUCGCUGCACAGUGCGCUGAACGUUUCCAUCAAACGGGAACCCAUUUCCAGUGCGAUCGAGGAUGACGAUUUGAAUAAUCGCAUCAAAGCCGACAUGAUGUGGGAGUGGUAUUCUAAGGUGGAAAAUUCUGUUAUCAAAGACCUGUUCGUCGGGUUGCUGCGUAGUACUCUGAAGUGUACGGUGUGCAACGGUUGUAGCGUGACAUUCGAUCCCUUCUGGGAUCUCAGUUUACCGCUUCCAUCCACCAACUCACGCUGCAAGCUGGAGAACUGUCUGGACAUGUUCGUUAAGGAGGAGGUUAUGGACGGAAUUGAUCAACCGACCUGCUCCAGAUGCAAGACGCGGAGGAAAUGCACGAAAAGCCUUACCAUCGAACGGUUCCCCAAAUAUCUGGUGAUACAUUUGAAACGCUUCUCGGAGACCCGGUGGAGUAAAUUAACCAAUGUGAUUGAGUUCCCAACCGGUGAACGCGAGCUAAACCUGCAGCCUUACGCUUCCGAAGACAAUACGGGACCGGUGUACUACUCGCUGUAUGGCAUCUCGAACCAUAUGGGAUCCACUGCUGGCGGUCACUACGUUGCUGUUUGCAAGCAUCCGGUCAGCAAAGAGUGGCAUGAGUUCAAUGAUAACUUUGUAAGUGACGCGUCCGAGAGAAGUUUGGUGACAUCCAGUGCCUAUGUAUUAUUCUACGAGCGAGCGUGAAUUGUCUGAACAUUGAUAGCUCGAGGGAUGCGAGAGAAAGUUAACUAGUGGUUCUUUACUCUGAAUUCACACGCGAGGAAUGAUUAGUAGAUAGCUGAAACGUGCGAAAAUUGCGAGGAGUUGUUACAGUAUGUCUGAUUCCUGAUGGAUGUGAAUAAUGAUUCGCACAGAAACGUAAACGAUGAGUUGGUCUUUUGUAAACUAUGGGAAGGUUCUGUAACAAUCAAUAAGUCUCUCGUGAAAAUAGAGAUACUCAACCAACUAGUGUUGCGUCCAAUAAGCCUGUGCAACACUGAACCGCGCAUGGAACAUGAUCAACUGUAACAACCCAGCAGCAGAACUAGCACCGUAUGCAAGGAGACUAAUGCCGUUUUUGUUUGACCCCAAAACUAAAGAAGCUGAACCCCUAUCCAAUUUGUUACGUACUAUAAUGGCAGCCAACAUUGCCCUGUUCGUGCUCAGACCCCAUAUUUUGACAAUAGUCAUUUAUGUCACCUACCCGGUAAGAGGAAGUCGUCCUACGUGAGUCCAAUGCGUUUACCAUUUAUUCAAUAAAUGUUAAACAUUCAUAACUGGACGUAGCUGUUACGCUGACGUAAACAACUACUGUCAGAAUAGGGACUGCUUGAAAAUUACGAACGACAUAAAAAUGACCGCCAUUAUGGCAGGUAAAAAGCUGGAUAUAAAGCUCGACAACUACAUCUUUCGUUUUCCAAUGCUUCUCUCAAUGUUAACAACAUUCAAAUCCCUCGAAUCCAUAGUUCUUCUAUACAUAUUGUCUCCUCAAGCAGGCCUUGCUUUAGUCUGCAAAGUCGAAUGAUUCUAGUAUUCGGAUUGGAAUGACACUGAUAGAUAAAUUGUAAACAAAAAAUGGAGAUGGUGAAUCCUUCUUAUACGGAGAUUCAGCGUCUUUACCCGAAACUGAGUCAGUUCAUACAUUUUGACAGCAGCUAGGGUUAGAAGCUGACUUAAUUUCGGCUCAAAACAGGAACCUCAUUAAUAAGACAAGAUUGCAUUAGUUUCGCUACCAAUUAAGUGCGUGGUGGGUGUAAGGAAUCACCUGUCCUAUAGCUGACAAUUCGUGUGCAUAUUGAUAAGAUCAAGAUCAAAAUAUGAACAAUAGUCGAAACUCAACAAUGUAACGAAAAAAGAUUAUUAGCUGAAGAAGAGAUACCCCAACUGAUCGCAGGAAUAGCUGAUCGGAAAUGACAGAGGAUUAGAUUUGUAAUAUUUAUUUUGCUAUUUAUUCUAGAGGGAAACACAGAACAAUAUUUAUACGUAGAGUGUAACGUGUUGAGAUGAUAACCAAAAUCUUAGUUGUUGACCAUAUUUGUUUUCAAUGGGCUAAAUGCUACUUUUAAACUAAAAUUACUGCAACUGAUGUGUUGGGAUGGACACGAAAUGACGCAAAUUGUUAAUAAAAUUUAUUUUGUAGAUCUUUCAAACAUACCUUUUCUAGCAACUGAUUCUCGGGAUGGUAAAUGGAAUCUAAUUCCCGUCUAAAUCAAACUACUUACUAUAGCUCGAGUGAGCUGAUGGAACGAAGAAAAAAACAUUCGGCAAUGAUUUUUAGUAGACAUGCUAGAUACUAAACAAACUCACGGAGAAAACAGCGCCUCUCCCGUCCCAAUUAACCAUUGUUGCGUUGUGUUGAAAUUAAUAAAUCGACAGAAACACCAAAAAAA